AUUUUUAGUUAAUUUUCAAUAAAAAACACAAAUACCCAAACCCCACCACACAGAGCCGACGGAGCUUCUGCCAUGCCGGCGGUGCCGACGCUGUAGGUAUUGACCUAGCCAUCAUCACAGCGCUGCCCCUUCCCUAGGAUUCGACAGCUUGCCGGAGCAUCUCCGCCACCAGUAGGCCGGACCUCAAUUGCUUCCGGAGGCUCUCGGCCUCGAAUCUCUGUGGCGGCGUACCACCUGCUCAAUUGCUUCCAGGGACUCCAUCCCUUUACCGAUAAACGGCGCCGACCGGCCUGAAAUUUCCGGUGAACACGGCGGCUAGUUAAUUCGAGGUCGAUUGAAGAGAGAAAGGGAGAGAGAGAUGGAGUCGAUAAUAAAAAAGUAUCAGCAGAAGUUCAAGAGAUUAAAGGAUGAUAUGAGUCGAUGGGAAGAGCUUCAGUCUCGGCUGCUUAUACAAUUUUCUAAUGCCUCUUCCAUUAUCCAGAGGUUGCAGUUGAUCGAAAAUUCUAGUAACUAUGGGGCUUUGAAAUGUGUUGAGGGCAUAGAGCGUGCUGUUUUGGCGAAGCAAAUGGAGUCCCUGCAAAUCAUCUUGACCUCCAUGAACAAGACCAUGGAAGAAUUUCAUGGGGUUGUCUCUUCUAUUCAGAAGACAGUUCGUGAUAGCAAGCAGCUCGUGAAAGUUGGUUCGUCCCAGAUGACUUCAAAACAACUGAAGCAACAAGUUGGUGUAAAACCAACUCCUGCAUAUUGUUUAGAGGGACUUGGGCUUCUUGAAGAGAUGCAUCAAUCAGAGUACCUUCUUAAGUUAUCUUUAGUAUCUGCUCUCCCAGCUCUUGCGUUGAAACCCAGUGCAAAUGAUGAUCUAGGUGCACUUCAACAACUACUGGUUGAUCAACCUAAUAUUCCUCUUCAGCUCAUAUAUGAUAUUGUAUUUGCUGAAGAAAUCGCUUGAAGUGCUCUGAACAGCCAUCCGCUACCCAAAUAAAUAAAUAAAUAAAUAAAUAAAUAAUU
Striga asiatica is the source of this 1008-nucleotide messenger RNA. The record is from the annotation of a GenBank genome assembly. NCBI's taxonomy places the organism in Eukaryota, Viridiplantae, Streptophyta, Magnoliopsida, Lamiales, Orobanchaceae.